Ilyonectria robusta is the source of this 159-nucleotide messenger RNA. RefSeq lists its product as uncharacterized. Lineage: Eukaryota; Fungi; Ascomycota; Sordariomycetes; Hypocreales; Nectriaceae. The transcript has a single exon. The annotation marks the transcript as partial. The record is from RefSeq and is a predicted model, not a curated record.
CUAACAGCUAAGCUUCUUGCGCGAAUUCUGGAGAAGCGUUUGUGGAGUCUUUCCGAUCGUGUUAGUGCACUUGGUGCUAUCAGGAUGGAGCGGGAUUUCACUGGAAUGGUAGAUGCCGUUUCGAAGAGUAACUACAGUGUUCGAGAGCUGUUUGUUAGA